CAUUGGUACCCAGAAACAACCGGAAGCGCAGCAGAAACGACGUGCUACGGGCGAAAGUGAAUUGAUAAUGGUCUACGAUUUAUUGUGAUCGCUUGGAAAGAAUACUUUUAUAAUCGUGGGGAAAUGACAAAUAACUCAAUCGCAGAUCCACGACUAUUCUUCAAUCUUCAUUUUGGACAAGAUAAAGCUGAAUGAAGGCGUAGCCUGUCUGGGAAUUGUUGUCGGAUUCUUUACCUGACCAGAAAGAAAAACUAAUGCCCUCUCUCGUCCUGGACGCUCUCCGUUCCCCCUGAACGUGCAGAAUGAAAAGAUGGAACAGCUGCUUGUACCGCCAGGACCAGACAGCUUCCAUCCGUUCUCCCGCGAGUCUCUCCAGGCCAUCGAGAGGCGGGUCGCAGCGGAGAAAGCCAAGAAGCCCCGAGGGGAGGCGAGCAACGAUGACGAGGAGCGACCCAGGCCCAACAGGGACCUGGAGGCGGGGAAACCGCUGCCCUUCAUCUACGGGGACAUCCCCCCCGGCCUGGUGUCCACACCCCUGGAGGACUUGGACUCCUUCUACAGCAAUCAGAAAACCUUCAUAGUCCUGAACAGAGGAAAAACCAUCUUCCGUUUCAACGCCAGUCCUGCCUUGUGUGUCCUGAGCCCCUUCAACCUUAUUAGAAGAAUAUCAAUUAAGAUUUUGGUACAUUCAUUGUUCAGCAUGAUUAUCAUGCUCACUAUCCUGACCAACUGUGGGUUUAUGGCCCUGAGCCAGCCCCCAGACUGGGCCAAGAAUGUGGAGUACACAUUCACUGGGAUUUAUACAUUUGAAUCGUUAGUUAAAAUUCUGGCUCGAGGGUUUUAUAUAGGGAAGUUCACAUUUCUAAGAGAUCCAUGGAACUGGUUGGACUUCUGUGUGAUUGUCAUGGCAUAUGUGACAGAGUUUGUGGACCUGGGCAAUGUCUCAGCCCUGAGAACCUUCAGGGUUUUGCGCGCUCUGAAAACGAUAUCGGUCAUCCCAGGUCUGAAGACCAUCGUGGGAGCUCUGAUCCAGUCUGUGAAGAAGCUCGCCGACGUGAUGAUCCUCACAGUCUUCUGCCUCAGUGUGUUUGCUCUCAUUGGCCUCCAGCUGUUCAUGGGCCAUCUGAGACACAAGUGUGUACGGAACAGCAGCCUCACCCACCUCAACUGGAGCGAGCACAUCAACGAUCCAUUAAAUUAUUACAUCAUCCCAGGUAAAAAGGACCCCUUGCUCUGUGGAAAUGGCACAGAAGCUGGGCAGUGUCCAGAGGGGUACUUCUGCGUCAAAGCGGGCCGGAACCCAGACUACGGAUACACCAGCUUUGACACGUUCCUCUGGGCCUUCCUGGCUCUGUUCAGACUGAUGACUCAGGACUACUGGGAGAACCUCUACCAGCAGACUCUCCGGGCCUCAGGGAAGCCCUACAUGAUGUUCUUCGUGCUGGUCAUCUUCCUGGGCUCGUUCUACCUGGUGAACCUGAUCCUGGCCGUGGUGGCCAUGGCGUACGACGAGCAGAACCAGGCCACCAUCGAGGAGGCCCUGCAGAAGGAGGAGGAGUUCCAGGCCAUCCUGGAACAGCUGAGGAGACAGCAGGAGGACGCCCAGGCGGUGGUGGCAGCAGCUGCUGAGAGGGAGUCCAGUGAGAGAGGAGAGCUCACCGAGACGUCGUCCUCCGCGUCCCGGCUCAGCUCCAAGAGCGCCAAGGAGCGCCGGAACCGGCACAAGAAGAAGAAGACGGAGAUGGAGAGAGCCGACAGCAAGUUCCACCGGUCCGAGUCUGAGGACAGCAUCAAGAGGAACCGCUUACGCUUCUCUGUGGACGCCAACCUGCUCUCCUACGACAUGAGGUGUUCCACUACGCAGCAGUCCUUCCUGAGUGUCCGUGGCCCCCUACUCUCCUCCAGACGGAACAGCCAGGCCAGUGUGUUCUCCUCCAGACGCAACAGCCAGGCCAGUGUGUUCUCCUCCAGACGCAACAGCCAGGCCAGUGUGUUCAGCUUCAGGGGACGCCCUGCACGUUGCGGCUCGGACAACCAUUUUGCCGAUGACGAAAACAGCACGUUGGAGGACAACGGCAGUAGGCGGAGCUCUCUGUUCGUCCCCCGACGGGCAGACCGUCGCUACAGCAGCGUGAGCCAGAACAGCUUGCUGUCACAUGUCCUGCUGUCGACCAACGGGAGGAAGAAGCACUGCUCCGUGGACCGCAACGGGGUGGUGUCCCUUGUGGGCGGGGCUUCUCUUCCCUCGUCCCCAGCAGGCUUGCUGCUGCCUGAGGUGACAGUAGAUAUGGUCACUUCUGAUGACAAUGGCGCCACCUCAGACACAGAGUACAUGAGGGAUGAGGGCGGAGCCUAUCAGGCCCCCAUGGACUUCCUGGGAGACCCUGUGGCCAGACAGAGAGCCCUGAGUGUGGCGAGUAUUAUAACCAACACCAUGGAAGAGCUUGAAGAGUCCAGACAGACAUGCCCGCCUUGCUGGUACAAGUUUUCCAGCACCUUCCUGAUCUGGGACUGCUGCCCAGCAUGGCUGAGGUUCAAGAAGCUGGUCAACCUGAUCGUGAUGGACCCGUUUACAGACCUAGCCAUCACCAUCUGCAUUGUCCUCAACACGGUGUUCAUGGCUAUCGAGCAUUACCCUUCCUCCAUAGCAUUUAAUAACAUGCUCUCUACGGGAAACCUGGUGUUCACAGGCAUCUUCACGGCUGAGAUGUGCUUCAAAAUCAUCGCUAUGGACCCGUAUCAAUAUUUCCAAGAGAAAUGGAACAUAUUUGAUAGCAUUGUAGUCACUAUAAGCUUGCUGGAGUUCGGUUUGGCUAGUGUGCCUGGAAUGUCUGUCCUCAGGUCAUUUAGGCUGCUCAGAGUGUUCAAGCUGGCCAAGUCGUGGCCCACCCUCAACAUGCUGAUCAAGAUCAUCGGGAACUCGGUGGGCGCCCUGGGCAACCUGACGAUCGUCCUGGCCAUCAUCGUGUUCAUCUUCGCCGUGGUGGGCAUGCAGCUGUUUGGGAAGAACUACAAAGACUGCAAGUGUAAGAUCAACAAAGACUGCGAGCUCCCUCGCUGGCACAUGCAUGACUUCUUCCACUCGUUCCUGAUCGUGUUCCGGGUGCUGUGCGGGGAGUGGAUAGAGACCAUGUGGGACUGCAUGGAGGUGUCUGGCCUGGGCAUGUGUCUGAUCGUCUUCAUGAUGGUCAUGGUCAUCGGGAACCUGGUGGUGCUGAACUUGUUCCUGGCGCUGCUACUGAGCUCCUUCAGCGCUGACAACCUGGCGGCCACGGACGAGGACAGCGAGAUGAACAACCUCCAGAUCGCCAUCGGACGGAUCCAGCGCGCUGCCGACUUCACCAAGGCCCUGAUCUGCCGCUCGGUGCACCACGUCUGCCUGAGGAAGAGGAGGAGGAAGAAGAGGAGCCAGGGAGACGACAAGCCUCUGGACGACCUCCACAAAGCCCUGGAGCACAACUGCAUAACCAACCACACCACGGUGGAGAUCCUGAAGGAUCUGGCCUUCCCCAGGGACGGCAACGGGACUGCCACCGGCGUGGACAACAACGGAGGGAAGUACAUAGUCAACAGUAACAGCGACUACAUGCCCUUCCUUCAGAACGCCAGCCUGACGAUCACUGUGCCAAUCGCUGUGGGGGAGUCGGACUUUGAGAACCUCAACGCGGAAGACUUCAGCAGCGACUUCUCUGACACAGAGGGGAGCAAAGAGAUGCCGGUUGACUCCCAGCCCAGCUCGUCUGAGGGCAGCACCGUGGACAUCCCGCGCCUGGGCGAGGGGGGGGACUCGGUGGACAUGGAGCCAGAGGAGUCCCUGGAUCCUGAGGGCUGCUUCCCUGACGGUUGCGUCCGCAGGUUCCACUGUUGCCAGGUGAACGUGGAGGAGGGCAGGUGGAAGCUGUGGUGGACCCUGAGGAAGACUUGCUUCAGGAUCGUGGAGCACAACUGGUUUGAGACGUUCAUCAUCUUCAUGAUCCUGCUCAGCAGCUCGGCCCUGGCCUUUGAAGACAUCUAUAUAGAGAAAAUGAAGACCAUUAAGAUUUUGUUGGAGUUUGCAGACAAGAUCUUCACAUACACUUUUAUUCUAGAAAUGUUACUGAAAUGGGUGGCUUAUGGAUUUGCAAAGUACUUCACUAAUUACUGGUGCUGGUUGGACUUCCUCAUUGUUGAUGUCUCCCUGGUCAGCCUCGCGGCCAACGCCCUGGGCUAUGCUGAGCUGGGGGCCAUCAAGUCUCUGAGGACGUUACGGGCUCUGCGGCCACUGAGAGCGCUGUCCCGCUUCGAGGGCAUGAGGGUGGUGGUGAACGCUCUGCUGGGGGCCAUCCCCUCCAUCUUCAACGUGCUGCUGGUCUGUCUGAUCUUCUGGCUCAUCUUCAGCAUCAUCGGGGUCAACCUGUUCGCAGGGAAGUACCACUACUGUGUCAACGUCACCAGCAACUACCGCUUCAAGCUGGAAGAGAUCGCCAACAAGACCGCCUGUCUCAACGCCGCGCCCGGCGGCGCCAGCUGGAAGAACGUCAAGAUCAACUUCGAUAACGUGGGCGCAGGAUAUCUAGCCCUGCUGCAAGUGGCUACAUACAAAGGCUGGAUGGACAUCAUGUAUGCAGCAGUGGACUCCCGUAAUGUGGAUGAACAACCAGUUUAUGAGAUCAACCUGUACAUGUACAUGUACUUUGUGGUGUUCAUCAUUUUUGGAUCCUUCUUCACGCUCAACCUCUUCAUUGGGGUCAUAAUAGAUAACUUCAACCAGCAAAAGAAGAAGUUUGGAGGUCAGGACAUCUUCAUGACGGAGGAGCAGAAGAAGUACUACAAUGCCAUGAAGAAGCUGGGCUCCAAGAAGCCCCAGAAGCCCAUCCCCCGGCCAAACAACAAGUUUCAAGGAUGCAUCUUCGAUUUCACAACAAAGCAAGGCUUUGACAUUUUCAUCAUGAUUCUCAUCUGCCUUAACAUGGUCACCAUGAUGGUGGAGACGGACGACCAGACUGAAGACAUGGAAAAUAUUCUGUACUGGAUUAACAUGGUCUUCAUCAUGCUGUUCUCGGGAGAGUGUUUGUUAAAGAUGAUCUCUCUCCGCCAUUACUACUUCACCAUUGGUUGGAAUGUAUUUGACUUCAUCGUAGUAAUCAUGUCUGUAAUUGGCAUGUUUCUCUCGAAUGUGUUUGAAAAGUUGUUUGUUUCGCCAACUUUAUUCCGAGUCAUCCGAUUGGCCCGGAUCGGCCGCAUCCUCCGCCUCAUCAAGGGUGCCAAGGGAAUACGCACGCUCUUGUUUGCCUUGAUGAUGUCACUUCCUGCCUUGUUCAACAUUGGUCUCCUGCUGUUUUUAGUCAUGUUCAUCUACGCCAUCUUUGGCAUGUCGAACUUUGCGUACGUCAAGAAGCAGGCCGGGAUCGACGACAUGUUCAACUUUGAGACGCUUGGCAACAGCUUGAUCUGUUUGUUCCAAAUCACCACGUCGGGGGGCUGGGACAGCCUGCUGGCACCCAUGCUCAACACUGACGACUGUGACAAGAAAAGCGAGCACCCUGGGACCCCCUACAAGGGCGACUGUGGAAACCCCGCGGUUGGGAUCAUCUUCUUCGUCAGCUACGUCAUCAUCUGUUUCCUCAUCGUGGUCAACAUGUACAUCGCCGUCAUCCUGGAGAACUUCAGCGUGGCGACCGAGGAGAGCGCCGAGCCCCUCAGCGAGGACGACUUUGAGAUGUUCUACGAGGUGUGGGAGAAGUUUGACCCGCGCGCCACCCAGUUUGUGGAGUACGACAAGCUGUCGGACUUCGCGGACGCCCUGGACCCUCCGCUGCGCAUAGCGAAGCCCAACAAGAUCCAGCUGAUCUCCAUGGACCUGCCCAUGGUGAGCGGCGAGAGGAUCCACUGCCUGGACAUCCUGUUCGCCUUCACCAAGCGCGUCCUGGGCGAGGGAGGAGAGAUGGACAUGCUCCGCGGGCAGAUGGAGGAGCGCUUCAUGGCAUCCAACCCCUCCAAGGUGUCCUACGAGCCCAUCACCACCACGCUGCGACGCAAGCAGGAGGACAUGUCGGCCAUCGUCAUCCAGAGGGCUGCCAGACACUACAUCCACCGACACUCUGUUCAAAGAGCCUCCAACGUGUCCAGUCAGGAGACCCUGGCGGACACGGAGGACCUCGUCAUCGAGAGGCUGAACGAGACGUCGACUUCGGACAAGACGGCCACGCCGCCCUCCACGGCAUCUCCCCCUUCCUACGACAGCGUGACCAAACAAGACGCUGACAAAUACGAGAAAGACAAAACCGAGCAGGAGGUCGCAGGCAAAGAUGGGAAGGAAGACGAAAAGUAGAGCGGGUUGUGGGGAAAGAUGCAACAUAGCCUUUAAAUGACCAAAUGCCUUUGAAGGUGGCCAAUGUGUGGAGUGGACGUCCUUCCGUCCAUUGGUGUGGAUAUCUAUGCCAAAUAGACAAUGCUUGAGUUCAGAGUUACAUGUUGGUGCCUGGAGUGAAGACUCAGGAAGUUCUCAGGCUGUCAUGGCUGACCUUUGACUUUUAGUUGGUAUUUUCUGGUAUUUAAAAAGAAGACACUCAUUCUGAACAGGGCCAUGGGUCUCUCAGGCUUUGUGACAAUCAGUAAAUUAUUAAGUAUUUCACUUAAUUUGCGGCUCGAUCUUUUAGUGCUGCACCCAGUGUCUUCAAUACACUUCUCCUGCCAUUUUACAAACUGAUAUUUCUUACAGAAGCUCGUUUACGAUCAUUCUGUUUUUCCCAGAUCAUAGGUUGUUCUUGUGCUUUCGAUAUUUUUGUAAACAGUCGUUUGUCUUUGGUCUUGUCUUCACCCAACCACUCACGAUGGCAGUAGGAAACUGCUGCAGUUAAAUAGACGUGUACUUGCAUGAAUACCUAUCCAUAAUUAUGCAUGUUAUAAUUCACCAUGGUUGAUCUGUCCAUCUCUUUCUUUAAUGAUUUCUGAAGUACUGACCUUCAAUAGGACUUGGAGUCACCAUCACACAUUAUUCACACCAUCACAAAUCUUAGACAUUCCUUCGUCAGAGCACAUAGUCAGAACUCCUCUAUUUUAUAACAGUAACUUUGCACUGCCUACAGUAAAACACACACACAGAGGGUGCUAAUGUGCUCACACACACGUGUCAUUCAUUCAUCAGAAACUCUUGUAGCCACUCUUGGUUGUGUCGCUAACUUAUGAUUCAACCCAGAUACCACGGGCGAGUCCUGGUGUGGACCCAGCGCUGAGGUUGCUGUACUUGGCGAGGCUGUGGGUAUUCAGUCGGUCAGAGCUACGCCUCAGACUCUAAACCUGAUCGACAGACAGCUGAAGUGGAUUGCAGUUCAGCUGUGGUUCAAGGAAAGGUCGUGAGUGGGUCACAUGGUUCUGCGUUUGGACGCUAUCCAUGACCAGCUCAACAUGUUCCUGCUGGUCAGCUCUGGACAGCCUCCCACGACCCAGCCCAGACCCCAUCCCAGACCCCAGCCCAGACCCCAGCCCACAGAUCCCAGGACCAGCCCACAGAUCCCAGCCCAGACCCCACCCCCUGUCUCAGUCCUGCCCUGUGCCCCUGGCUCACACUGUGCUGCCCCCUGAGAACUCCCCCGUGGCUCCCCCCCUGAGGACUCCCCCGUGGCUCCCCCCCUGAGGACUCCCCC
Osmerus eperlanus (European smelt) is the source of this 7625-nucleotide messenger RNA. It is a transcript of the gene scn1laa, whose product is annotated as sodium channel, voltage-gated, type I-like, alpha. Gene Ontology annotation, cellular component: plasma membrane; axon; voltage-gated sodium channel complex. The record is from RefSeq and is a predicted model, not a curated record. The transcript is spliced from 27 exons. Gene Ontology annotation, biological process: membrane depolarization during action potential; sodium ion transmembrane transport; neuronal action potential. The coding region runs from base 311 to 6310 and encodes 1999 amino acids. Gene Ontology annotation, molecular function: voltage-gated sodium channel activity. NCBI's taxonomy places the organism in Eukaryota, Metazoa, Chordata, Actinopteri, Osmeriformes, Osmeridae.